Molecule: messenger RNA, 1648 nt
Organism: Teleopsis dalmanni
Lineage: Eukaryota; Metazoa; Arthropoda; Insecta; Diptera; Diopsidae
Exons: 1
Coding region: 115-969 (284 amino acids)
Source: RefSeq, a predicted model, not a curated record
AAUAAAAUAGUGAAUGAACAAUCAAAACGUGUUUCUUAUUUGUUUAUAUAAACUUAUGGUAUAAGGCCAUAAAUUGGUGACCCCUUCAAAAAAAAACUUCAAGGAAAACGCAAAAUGCAAGAAACUGAACAUGCAGAGACUCCAACAGAGACAAAUAAAUUCCAGCCUAUGGAAGCGGAAGCGUCGGCAGUGCAAGCGAUUGGGCAAAUGAAGUUGCCAAACUUUUUGACCAAGGACCCAACGUUAUGGUUUGCGCAAAUUGAGGGCCUACUACAUAUGAGCCGAGUCACAGCAGAUUUAUCGAAGUUCUAUACAGUAAUUACUGCGCUGGAUGCAGAAACGCUGCAACAAGUUGCGGAUAUUGCAAAAAAUCCUCCUGAAACAGGCAAAUACGACAAAUUAAAGAAAGAACUAAUUUCUCGUUUUUCAGAAUCGUCAGAAAAGCAGCUCAUAAAGCUACUCACCGGUCUGGAACUUUCGAACAAAAAACCAAGCCAACUGGUACGUGAAAUGCGCACAUUAGCAGGCGCAAAUGUCUCAGAGGAGGCAUUAACAACACUGUGGCUGCAACGUAUGCCAAACAGUGUAAGAUGCAUUCUAUCAGCAUGCAAAACCACAAGUAUUGAUGAGCUAGCAGAAAUUGCUGAUAGAAUAUUAGACAACAGUCCAGUACCAUCUUACGUAAUGACCACAAACGCCAACAAAUCAAAUGACAAGUUGGAAGCCCGCGUAACAACAUUAGAAAGUUCGGUCCAACAAAUAAAUCAGCAGCUUAUCAACAUAGCAGCAACUUUAGACAGAUUGGAGAAACGAGACAAUCGUGGUAGAGACAACAGCCGCAGCCGCAGCAGUUCUUGCAGACGUGAGAAAGUCUGUUACUACCACAUAAAAUUUGGGGCAGCAGCGACUAAAUGUAGCCAACCGUGCGAGUUUGGCAAACGUAAAAGCGAUAAUCGACAGGGAAACUAGCGAGGCUGUCGUCAUCAAACACGGUUGGCGACAGCAUAAAAAACCAAGAGCUACGUUUACAUGUGUAUGACAGAAAAAACAACAUUAAUUUUCUAAUUGAUUCUGGGUCAGCUAUAUCACUACUUCCACUACCAGGCAUCAAUCCAAAAAGUAAAAUGCAACCAGACGAUUUAGUUCUUUAUGCAGCGAACAACACUGCAAUCAAAACUUUUGGCAACAAGCAACUAGCAAUAGAUUUAAACCUUAGAAAAGAUUUCAACUGGUAUUUCAUCAUCGCUGAUGUUAAAACAGCCAUAAUUGGGGCAGACUUUCUCACGCACUACGGCUUACAAAUCGAUUUGAGGGCAAAAUCGCUCAUUGAUACGCAAACCACGUUACAGUCAAAGGGUCUACUGAAAGAAGUAGCCCACGAAAAUGUUUCGACAAUAAAUUCAUCCAUCAAAUUCCAUGACGUCAUCGCAAAAUAUGUUGACGUAACAAAUUUGAACAGGUACCAACUACCAACAACAAACAGCGUUCAACACAGAAUAAUAACAAAUUGCCAGCCAAGAUCAGAACGCCCACGGCGUUUUUCAGGUGAAAAAUUAAGAGCAAUCAAAGAUGAGUUCCGUGUAUUACUACAUCAAGGUAUAGUGAGGCCAUCCAGCAGCCCCUGGGCAAGUCCUAUACAUUUAGUAAA